CAAAAAUUGAAAAAAAAGGGUGAUAUGAAACACACAAGAGUGCUUAUAUAUACUUGUCCAACCCCAAGAAGCACAAAGAAUAAUUUCUGUAAGAAGCAAACAAUCAGUGCUAAAAAGUAUUAAAUUAUAGAGAGAAAAAUGCAAAGUCUUAAAGCUUUUUACGACUGUCUUAAAAAAUCUCGAUUUAUCUCCUACGCUAGAGUCCUCUCCACCAUCAACAAUUUUACUGCUCUCUGUGAUAACCUUCACAUUAAUGCGAUACUCGUUGAGGAGGAUGGCAUUUCACGUAUAGUAAUUCUCAAUAGACCUCGCGUCUUGAAUGCUCUUAAUAACAGUAUGAUAGUUUGCCUUAAGGAAUUGUAUCAGUCUUGGGAAACCCAUCCUGACGUUAGUUUUGUUGUGUUGAAGGGCAAUGGAAGGGCAUUUUGUGCAGGUGGAGAUGUUGUUAGUGUAUACCGAUUAAUUAGUCAAGGGAAGGAGGAAGAAUGUAAAGAAUAUUUUAGGACAUUAUAUAGUUUCAUGUACGUCCUAGGCACAUAUUCGAAGCCGCAUGUGGCAAUCUUGGAUGGCAUUACAAUGGGUGGAGGUGCAGGGAUUUCUAUCCAUGGAGCUUAUCGAAUUGCAACUAAUAAGACUAUUUUUGCUAUGCCCGAAGUUCAUAUCGGCUUCCAUCCUGAUGUUGGGUCUUCUUAUUUUCUUUCACGUCUGCCUGGUCACUUGGGGGAAUAUUUGGCAUUAACAGGAGAUACUCUGAGCGGAGAAGAAAUGCUUGCUUGUGGACUUGCAACUCACUAUUUAACCACUGCAAGGCUUUCUUCGAUGGAAGAGCAACUUGGCAUGUUAAUUGCGGAUGAUUUUUCGGAUAUUGAAACUUUUCUAGCAAAAUACGCAGACUCUGCAAUUCCAAGUGAAAAAAGUGUUCUUCAUAGGCUUGAGUUGGUGAAUAAAUGUUUUGGCCAUGGCACAGUUGAGGAAAUUGUGAAUGCUUUGGAAAAUGAAACCGCCAAAUCAAAUGAUGAGUGGUGCAUAUCAACACUCAAAAAACUAAGAGAGGUUUCACCGCUGAGCUUGAAGAUCUCCUUAAAAUCUAUACAAGAAGGAAGAUACCAAACACUUUCACAAUGCCUUGCUCGCGAGUACCGGAUGACAGUCAAAGCAAUUUCCAGGCAGAUCUCCAAUGACUUUUGCGAGGGAAUUCGAAGCCGAUUGGUGGACAAAUGUUUUACACCAAAGUGGGAUCCGCCAUGCUUAGAACAAGUGUCCCAAGACAUGGUGAAUGCAUACUUUGCACCUCUUCCUAUAAAUGAGCCUGACCUCGAGUUACCUUGCUGCUAGAGAAGCCUUUGCUUGGAUCAUAAUGCAGGUGUAUAUACAUAAAUAUAAACGCUUUCAUAUUACUCGUGUUGAGUCGACAUGUUCUUGGCCAAGGUCAAGAUUACUGUUAUAUGAUGCCCAAAUCAUUCUCCAUGGAAAAGAAAAGAAUUUCAAGAAAUUAUUAAGAGCACAAACUACUAACGUCUUCUCUAGGAUUGAUUUCACUUGAAAUCUUGAUUAUAAUAUGUGGGAGUUUUGUCUCUAUAUAUAAACUAAAUUUUGCUGCUAAGACUAGGAGAAUUGAUAGAAUGUUGUGA
Messenger RNA from Hevea brasiliensis (rubber tree), 1631 nucleotides. RefSeq names its product 3-hydroxyisobutyryl-CoA hydrolase-like protein 2, mitochondrial. Gene Ontology annotation, biological process: L-valine catabolic process. NCBI's taxonomy places the organism in Eukaryota, Viridiplantae, Streptophyta, Magnoliopsida, Malpighiales, Euphorbiaceae. The record is from RefSeq and is a predicted model, not a curated record. Gene Ontology annotation, molecular function: 3-hydroxyisobutyryl-CoA hydrolase activity. The coding region runs from base 139 to 1335 and encodes 398 amino acids. The transcript is spliced from 14 exons.